AUGGCAACCAAGAAUCUUCUGCCCGAAUUCAGUCUCGCCGGUAAAGUCAUUGUGGUCUCCGGCGGUGCCCGCGGUCUCGGGCUCACGCAGGCCGAGGCCCUGAUCGAAGCCGGCGCAGAUGUGCACGCCCUCGACGUGCUCGCCACCCCUUCCACCGAGUUCGCCCAGGUCGCCGCCCGCGCAAAGGAACUCGGACGAAGCCUCACGUACCACCAAGUGGACGUGCGAGACACGGAGGCGCUUCAGAACACCAUCUUCAAGCUCGCGGAGCCCGCCGGGAUCCACGGACUCAUCGCGGCGGCGGGGAUCAUGCAGGAGACGCCGGCGCUCGAGUAUACCGCGGUCGAUGUGACGCGCAUGCUGGACAUCAACGUCACCGGCGUGUUCAUGACGGCUCAGGCGGUGGCUAAGGCCAUGUUGAAGGCCGGCACGAAGGGGAGCAUGUGCUUGAUCGCUAGUAUGAGUGGGACGGUUGCCAAUAGGGGUCUGGCCUGCCCGGCGUACAACACGUCGAAGGGAGCGGUGAAGCAGCUGGCUAAGAACCUGGCGUCUGAGUGGGCGCAGUACGGCAUCCGCGUCAACUCUCUUAGCCCGGGAUACAUCGCCACGGACAUGGUGGUGAACCUGUUCACCAAGUUCCCCGAGCGAGAAGCGGAGUGGGCAGGACAGAACAUGAUGCAGAGAUUGAGCUCGCCUAAAGAGUUCAGAGGUGCGGCUGUGUUCCUGAUGUCUGAGGCCAGCUCGUUCAUGACUGGCUCGGAUCUGAUCAUCGAUGGCGGGCAUACGGCGUGGUGA
Molecule: messenger RNA, 795 nt
Organism: Tricharina praecox
Lineage: Eukaryota; Fungi; Ascomycota; Pezizomycetes; Pezizales; Pyronemataceae
Product: short chain dehydrogenase/oxidoreductase-like protein
Exons: 4
Coding region: 1-795 (264 amino acids)
Cellular component (GO): intracellular anatomical structure
Molecular function (GO): oxidoreductase activity, acting on NAD(P)H, oxygen as acceptor
Source: RefSeq, a predicted model, not a curated record